This is a messenger RNA of Linum tenue, 2611 nucleotides long. Lineage: Eukaryota; Viridiplantae; Streptophyta; Magnoliopsida; Malpighiales; Linaceae. The record is from the annotation of a GenBank genome assembly.
CUCUAGAUUCUGGGGAAAGGAGGAAAAAAAAGACAAUUAUUAAAUAAUAAAACUGAAUUUCUUCUUCCUUCCUGCGUGGUCUUCCAAGCAAAGCAUUUGUUGCUUGCAGAGACGCAGAGAGAAAGGCCCCAAAUAGCCAAAGAUGACGACGGAGGUGCGAGAGCAAGCCCAACAAGACCCACCCACUGACCGCCCCGUUCGAGUCUACGCCGAUGGCAUCUACGAUCUCUUCCACUACGGCCAUGCCCGUUCCCUUGAGCAAGCCAAGAAACUGUUCCCCAAUACUUACCUGCUGGUGGGAUGCUGCAAUGAUGAACUCACACACCAAUUUAAGGGUAAAACUGUCAUGACUGAUAAAGAGCGCUACGAGUCUCUACGACACUGCAAGUGGGUGGAUGAGGUCAUCCCUGAUGCACCAUGGGUAGUCACAGCAGAGUUCCUGGAUAAACAUCAGAUAGAUUAUGUGGCUCACGACGCCCUUCCUUAUGCUGAUGCAAGUGGUGCUUCGAAUGAUGUCUAUGAUUUUGUUAAGAAAGCUGGAAAAUUCAAAGAAACUAAACGAGCCGACGGCAUCUCCACAUCAGAUCUCAUAAUGAGGAUUGUGAAGGAUUACAAUGAAUAUGUGACGCGUAAUUUGGCACGUGGAUACACAAGAAAAGAUCUCGGUGUUAGCUAUGUGAAGGAAAAACGUCUUAGGGUAAAUAUGGGUCUUAAAAAGCUGCAGGAGAAUGUGAAGAGGCACCGAGAAAAAGUGGAAGAAAAGAUACAAGUAGUUACGAAAACUGCUCGUGUUCAUCGGAAUGAAUGGGUUGAGAAUGCAGAUAGAUUGGUUGCUGGCUUUCUUGAAAUGUUUGAGGAAGGAUGCCAUAAAAUGGGAACAGCCAUCAAAGAGCGAUUGACGAAGCAACAGCUGAUGGCAAUAAUAUACGACAAAGAAGGUGUCACAGAUGAUGAUUCUGAUGACGAGUAUUACUAUGAUGAUUAUGAGGAGGAUGACUCUGUAGAGGAAGACUCUUCCGAUGAGAAGGGUAAAUGAUGAAUGAAGAACUCCCCCACCUACAUUAGUAUUCUCCCGAAUGAUAGUCUCUUGUUGUGUCCUGCAUAAACGCAGGUAAAAGCAAACUACUAGACUGGUGAACCUUCUUUUUGUUCUUGUCCUUCUCCUUGAUUUUUAUUCGUUUGUGUAGCAACCAGAAAGUUGCCUAGUUUGAAUGUGCAAUGAUAUAGUUUGGCACACAGCUUUCAAUGUUAAAUGCGUGAAAUGAGUAUGACAGUUUGUGUGAAGUGUGAGAGACUGCUCGAAUGAUGGAUGGUAUCUUGUUUUCUAGCAAAUUCCACGUAAAAUGACAGGCCCUAUCAUGUUAAUACAGUCACUCUUUCGCCGAUUCUAAAACGCAUCUGAUUUUGUUUGCUGGGUUCUUGUUCCUUUAGGGACUCUUUCCCUUGAAUGUUGAUUGGCAUUGAACAUUUAAAGCCCUUUUCGUCCAUGGACCUUAACAAUAUAUCGGCGAAGCUGAAUCACCCCGCAUUUCCUGGGAUUCCUUACAAACACCAGCUAUUCCUAGGACAUAGUUGGUUGUCUUUUCAAGUCAUGUGUCAUUGUUCCUCCAUUUGUGCUUAGUAGUCACCUCAAUUGUACCAGAUUGUUAUGGUUCUUACACUGUGGAAGUGGAACCAACCCUUUUCCCAUUGUGCUUUUAUUCACUAUCAACACAUAAUGACGAAGAAAAGAAGGGGGACAAUCAGGAAGAUGAGUCACAGAGAAAGAAAAUCCCACUACCAAGGAAGAAAAAGCAACUAAUAACUUUGGCUAAAGGCAUAACGUCAGCCUAGGCAGAAGAAACGAUCUGAUCAAGAGAAGGCAUAGACUUGUUGAGCCUGUGUCUGCAAGUAGGGCAAGAGGAGUGAGCUAGAAGCCACCUGUCGAUGCAGCCUACAUGGAAGCGAUGGUUACAUUGAGGAAGGAGUCUUAUGCUGUCCCCUUCCAGGAAUUCUGCAAGGCAAAUGGCACAACCUGAAGCAGAGGAAGAAUCUCCACCACCCACGGUGUAAGUAGAAGUAGGGAGAGCUACCACUUCCUUCUUCUUCAGGCCGGGAUCACGACGACGAGCCAAGGAACGGGCUGUGCAGCUGAGGACACAUUGGAGCAUGGAGUUUAGACCCAGAGCACAGAUCAAGGCGCAUAACAUCGCCCCCACAAAGACCAUGACAUUGAAAUCGAAAUUGAUGGAUUCCUCUUGAUGUUGGCAUGAAGAAGAAGAAGAAGAAGAAGAAGAUGAUGAUGAUGAAGUGGUGGGACUAAUGGCUGGAGAGGGUGGGAUGUCAAGUGUGGAGAAGAGAGACAUGGAUGUAAGCAUUGAAGGGAAGGGACAAUGAGGAGGCCAAAGACAACAGAGCCAGGAAGGAAAACGCAGAAUUUUGAAGGGGUGGGAGGGUGAAUCAGAAACAGAGAGUGGUGGAUUUUGGGUGGAAGGCUGGGAUGCGAUAAUAUGCUCAUUUGAUAGUCUCCACUGGCGCUUAUAUAUAUGAGGCUACAGGGCAUUCCCUAGAAAGGAAAAUCGACUUAUUCUCUAUAUAUUGUGCCAUUGCCCAUACCCCAUAGCUUACAUCC